Messenger RNA from Bufo bufo (common toad), 1566 nucleotides. Its product is annotated as zona pellucida sperm-binding protein 3-like. Gene Ontology annotation, biological process: positive regulation of acrosome reaction; binding of sperm to zona pellucida; egg coat formation. Gene Ontology annotation, molecular function: acrosin binding. Lineage: Eukaryota; Metazoa; Chordata; Amphibia; Anura; Bufonidae. The record is from RefSeq and is a predicted model, not a curated record. Gene Ontology annotation, cellular component: extracellular matrix. The coding region runs from base 1 to 1566 and encodes 521 amino acids. The transcript has 8 exons.
AUGUUGUUAGGAAUUAGGUGGAGUUGGCUGCUUGUGGUUCUAAUCUAUGGGUCAGGCUUUAGCAGUGCCUUGGUUAGACACAGGCGCCAGCCAGACACUCGGUGGAGGAAUUAUCAGCCUGGAUGGGGAUCUUCUAGAACUGUAUCUGCAGUAGGUUCUCCUAGGGGAAAUCCUCUGUCUCCAGUUUCUGGAAUUGGCUCUCUAAGUUCUGGUACUGUGUCUGGAUGGGGUCGCAUGUAUCCUGGAGUAGGCUUUCAGUCCAGACAGCUUACACAGCCCCCACCGAUUAUGAACCCCUCAUCCCCUGUCAGUGUGCAGUGUGCUGAGGACAGUAUGGUGGUGACUGUGCAGAGAGACUUCUAUGGUAAUGGUAGGCUGGUGAAUCCUUCAGACCUGGUCCUCGGGACCUGCACAGCUAGCUCUCAGGCUUCAGUUAAUACUGUAGUCUUUCAAAUUGCUCUUCAAGAAUGUGGAAGCAACCUAGAGAUGUUUUCAGAUAUACUUAUCUACAUGAUCAACUUGUCUUACACCCCCACCACCUCCCCCAAUGUGCCCAUCAUCCGGUCCAAUCCUGCAGUGGUUCCCAUCUGGUGUUACUACCCACGAUUUGACAAUGUAAGCAGCAAUGCCAUCAAGCCAACAUGGGCUCCCUACAGCACCACAGUGAGCUCAGAAGAAAGGUUGUCUUUCUCCUUGACUCUCAUGACUGAGGACUGGAGUGCUCCUCGUCCAUCACUGGUCUACCAGCUUGGUGAGAUCUUCUACAUGGAGGCCUUUGUGGACAUAGAGAACCACGUCCCGAUGAUGCUGUUUGUUGAUGGCUGUGUUGCCACUCUUACUCCAGAUGAGACGUCUAAUCCUCACUAUGAUAUCAUUUCUUAUAAUGGGUGCUUGAUCGAUGGAAUGCUAGGUGAUUCUUUUUCAGCCUUUGUUUCUCCAAGACCUGAAGCAAACAAGCUUCAAUUCACAGUUAAUGCCUUCAGGUUCAUUAACAGUGACCUUUCUAUGAUCUACAUAACCUGUCAACUAAGAGCUGCUGACAUCAACCAGACCCCUGAUCCAAUGAACAAGGCCUGCUCCUACAACAAGGCUACCAGCAGUUGGUCACCUGUGGAAGGCCCCAGUGCGAACUGCCAGUGCUGCAACACUAGGAACUGUGCUACAGUUGGCAGCCGGAGAACAGCAUGGGGCCCACAAUCUGCCAGGUCAAGAGGAGUUGGGAAGAGAGAUGUUGGUUCUCAUCUAGAGAAAUACACUCUGGCCAGACUGGGCCCUCUUCUAGUGACUGGAUCUAAGCCUAACCAGGUAUCCAAAGAUGGAAUUUCCCAAGCUUCCAGAAUGGGUGUAGAAGAACCUCUGCAGUUGUGGGUGCUGGUGGCCAUGGGCUCAGUCACUUCAGUAGUUGUUGCUGUGACUCUGGUUGUGGCUGCAAAAUGUCUUCUGAAAAAAAAAAAACCUCUCACAAAUAGUCCAGAAAUAAAAAAUGGGGUAAAAUGUUUACUUGUUCUUGGGUCUUUUUGCCUCAAUCGACGGUAUCAAUGGUUGUAUGGGACUGGUUUCAUGUGA